UGAACGUAUAUGCAUAAUUAAAAAUAUUAAGAUUUUAACUGUCUCCUCUGUUCACAGCCAAUGAGAUUGAACACGAUCUCGAUGCUCAGGCUGAAGACUGCUACAUUGCCAUGGAGGCACUAUGUGAGGUCUUGAAGUCUGCACAACCUAUUAUUGUAUACUUUCCGGAUUCUUCUUUAUGGCUGUCUAGAGCUGUUUCCAAGGCAAAUAGGAAAGAAUUUGUCCACAAAGUGCAAGAAAUGUUCGACCAAUUAUCAGGACCUGUUGUCCUGAUCUGCGGUCGAAACAAGGUUGAAACAGGGUCAAAAGAAAAAGAGAAAUUUACCAUGAUUCUUCCCAACUUGGGCCGCCUUGCGAAGUUGCCUCUUUCUCUGAAGCGACUAACAGAGGGAUUAAGAGCAACAAAACGUUCUGUAGAUGAUGAUAUACAUAAGCUCUUCUCUAAUGUUAUGAGUAUUCAUCCUCCAAAG
This is a messenger RNA of Nicotiana tabacum (common tobacco), 470 nucleotides long. Lineage: Eukaryota; Viridiplantae; Streptophyta; Magnoliopsida; Solanales; Solanaceae. The record is from RefSeq and is a predicted model, not a curated record.